This is a messenger RNA of Puccinia graminis f. sp. tritici CRL 75-36-700-3, 712 nucleotides long. RefSeq lists its product as uncharacterized. The coding region runs from base 1 to 555 and encodes 184 amino acids. Lineage: Eukaryota; Fungi; Basidiomycota; Pucciniomycetes; Pucciniales; Pucciniaceae. The transcript is spliced from 4 exons. The record is from RefSeq and is a predicted model, not a curated record.
AUGUUAAAGGCAAUAGUGAUUAUCGCUUUACUCAGUAGCUCCAUACUGGCUGUUGUCGUCAAUGGUUAUACGCUCCACUUCAAGAACAAUUGCAAGUUCCCGGUAUGGCCAGCGGUAGGGAAAGCGCCCAACGGACAACCAGACCCGUCGGUCUCGUACGGCACCAAGCUCAACCCAGGCGGAGAAAGCCAGUUUGGCGUGAAUGACCGGGAGAUCGGAAUCCGCUCAUGGGGACGCACAGGAUGUGAUCCCAAGGGCGCUAAUUGUGCAACUGGAGCCUGUCGAGGUGGACUUCGUUGUAACGAUGGCGGGAUCACUUCGAGGGUGUUGCUUGGUGAAUACGGCUACCAAUCCUUUGGUAAUGUGAUCUCGUGGGACUUAUCUCGGGUCGAUGGUUCAAUCAACAUCGAUACAUCCAUCAAUAACGGAGGAAACGCCAAGACUUGUAGGAAGAAUAACUGUCCAUCGAACCAGGCUUUUGCCAAACCAAACGAUUUCCAAGCGAUCACCACCAGCCCGGUAGGUUCAACUUUCAGGAUCACGUUUUGUGCUUGAUUAUAGAAAGCCCAAACUUCUCUAUCCAUGUUCUCUUUCCCCCUUUCAUUGUAUCCAAGACCCGUGUUCGUCUAUCUUACCCGCUAGACAGGCCAGAAAGAUGAUCGUGGAGGUAGACCUAGGGCCUCCUAACGUGAGCGUCAUGAGCAGGCGUGAG